AAAACGUGUCGUGGUAAAAAAAACUUUUGUGUAUCGCGUUUCCUAGCGACUUAACGGAUGGUUUUGUAUUCUAAAUAGUCCUGCAAAAAUUCCCAGGACCCAUGCCAGCCCGGAGGGGGCUGUUAGCGCCCCAAAACACAUUUCUCGAUACUAUAGCGACGCGAUUCGACGGAACUCACAGUAACUUCGUCCUAGGAAAUGCUCAGGUACCCACACUUUACCCGAUCGUCUAUUGUUCGGAUGGUUUUUGCGAGCUGACGGGUUUCGCCAGGGCUCAAAUAAUGCAAAAAGGAUGCGCCUGCAAGUUCCUGUACGGACCCGAGACUAAAGAGGAACACAAAAGUCAAAUCGAUAAAGCACUGGAAUCAAAAAACGAACUCAAAUUGGAAGUGAUUUUCUACAAAAAGAAUGGAACGCCGUUUUGGUGCUUGCUCGAUAUUGUACCCAUCAAGAAUGAAAAGAGGGAAGUCGUCCUCUAUCUCGCCUCUCAUAAGGAUAUUACCAACACCAAAAUGGCAGAGAUGUCCGAAUGUGAUUUAUACGACAGCGCUGCCGUUCUGGGCGCCCGAUUUCGCGGCACCGCUGAUUCUUGCCUCCUUGCAGACAAGGCCAACGGAGACUUGGAUGAUUCCGAUGCACCACCGGCGAAUUAUGGAAGAAGAAGGUCGAGGGCUGUUCUCUAUCAGCUAAGCGGCCACUAUAAACCCGAUAAGAUGAAAACGAAACUGAAGCUGAAUAAUAAUUUAUUAAGUUCUACGCCUCAACCAUUGCCGGAAUACAAAACGGCGGCGGUGAAGAAGAGUAGGUUCAUAAUUUCUCAUUACGGCAUAUUCAAAAACGCCUGGGACUGGCUCAUCCUUAUAGCUACGUUCUACGUAGCCGUCGUAGUGCCUUACAAUGCCAGCUUCCUCAGACCGGAGAAGGAACGACCCUCAGUAAUUAUGGAUGUGUUUGUAGAGGCCUUGUUUUUUAUAGAUAUAUUAUUGAAUCUCCGAACGACGUAUGUCAAUAGAAAAGGGGAAGUCGUAUCCGACUGGAAAUCCAUCGCCGUUAACUACCUAAGGACUUGGUUCGUCGUAGAUUUGUUGGCCGCCCUCCCUUUUGAUUUGCUUUAUGCCCUCUACGGUGAAGAGUCCGGUCCAACUCAUACCCACCUGAUCAAAUUAACGAGGCUUCUUCGCUUGGCACGACUCCUCCAAAAGAUGGAUAGAUAUUCCCAAUACAGCGCGAUGAUUCUGACACUUCUGAUGUUAUCUUUCACUUUAGUAGCCCAUUGGUUAGCUUGCAUAUGGUACGUGAUCGCGGAGAAAGAAGUCGAGACCGAUUUAGGUUGGAUAAGAGCUUUAGCGGACCGGCUCAAAAUAAACGACGUGGCGAACGUAUCGAAUACGGAUGCGUACGUGACGGCCCUUUAUUUCACCUGUUCGAGUCUGACGAGUGUGGGAUUUGGAAACGUUAGCGCCAAUACAACCAACGAAAAAAUUUUUAGCAUUUGCGUUAUGUUAAUCGGAGCGUUAAUGCACGCCUUAGUGUUCGGCAACGUUACCGCCAUUAUCCAGAGGAUGUAUUCGAGAAGAUCGCUUUAUACGAUGAAAUGGAGGGAUCUCAAGGACUUUUUUACCUUACAUCAAAUCCCGAAGGAACUGAAAAAUCGAAUGCAGGAUUAUUUCCAAACUAUGUGGUCGCUUAAUCACGGGAUUGACAUUCACGAGACUUUAAAAGAGUUUCCGGAGGAGUUGCGGGGAGACGUUUCGAUGCAUCUACACAGAGAAAUCCUCCAGCUGCCCAUAUUCGAAGCGGCAUCGCAAGGAUGUUUAAAACUAUUAUCGCUCCACAUAAGGGCGAAUUUCUGCGCACCAGGCGAAUACUUGAUUCACAAAGGGGAUGCCCUCAGUUACGUUUAUUACAUCUGCAACGGAUCCAUGGAGGUCGUACAGAACAACAUGGUCGUCGCCAUAUUAGGUAAAGGAGACCUCGUCGGGUCGGAUAUCAAUAUGCACCUCCAGCACUCCUCAAACGGAAUGUCAGGGAACGAUGGUGGCAACCGUGGUUCAGGUAAUCAGGAUAUCGUGAUUAAGUCCAGCAGUGACGUACGUGCCCUUACCUAUUGCGACUUAAAAUGCAUUCAUAUGCAGGGCUUAGUGGACGUGCUAAGGUUGUAUCCCGAAUACCAACAGCAAUUUGCCAACGACAUUCAGCACGAUCUGACUUUCAACGUCAGAGAAGGUUACGAAGCGGAGCAAGAAUCCGAAGGAAACGGGAUAACGUCUCUCACGCUUCCGAGCAUCAGCGAAGACGACGAAAACGCACACGAAGAAGGACGACGAUCGCCCGCGACUUCACCAAACCGAUCACCAAUUCACGCUUUGACUAACAGCCCCAGACACGCGAAAUUCAAUUUGAGAUUACAAGAAUUCCACGACACUAUGCAGAGACGUUCUAGAAUUGGCGGCGUAGCUACUAAUCACUUAGCAAUGCUGCGGGAAAGAGUGGAACGCCAACGAAGCGUAAUCACUUCCCAAUCCAAAUACAAUUCGACUGAAGAUAUCGAUAAUAAGAGCGAAAUAGAGAGCAGGGAAAGCACCGAGAGGCUCGAUAAUCAAAUAUCCACGUUACAUCAAGAUGUGGCAACGUUAAGUCUUGAGGUACGCAACGCAAUACAAGCCCUUCAAGAAAUGGCAACGCCCACUUCCACUCAUGGUUCAGUUCAAUACUCAGCUCAUUCCAACCCUAACAUAGCCGAUUUCCGACACUCUUCGUCGACGUUGGCCCGAAGCAACUCGCAUCCUCCGGAGAUCUUUUGCUGGGAGGGUCCUCCGAUUCCUUCGCAAAACUACGCCCCCAUCACCCUCGUAGACAAGGAAACGCAAACAGAAGACGAAGAGCUGAAGAGCUUCGUCCAGAACAACGCCAAAACCGUUUUGGAAAUGUUGGGGUUGGAUCCGCGGAAAAUUCUCAAUAAAAACAACCUGAAGAAAAGUUUCAGUAGUCCCGACUCGAUGAGCAAAUCGGAAAUUAGUGAAAGUUUUGUAUGUAAUAUAAAUAGCGGCUACGAUUGUAACAUAUCUAUGGACGAUGAGACCGACAACGAACAAGAAAGUACCGAGGAAUGUCCAUUUUUAUGGACCCGAUCCAGGUCGAGUAACAACCGAAGGGUGCACAUUUUCGAAAAUGUAAGUUCGAACAGGCAACAGAGGGCGCUCAAAUACAGAAACAGCGUGGACAGUUAGAUUUGGUUAGUUUCAAGGACUCUGGGAGGGUUAUACGAAAAGCGUUCAUAUCGCUAAUUUUAAACCCGAAUCGUAUGCAAAAUAUAUUAUUCGGUGAAACAGGAUAUUAUCCCUAUAAUCCCAUAAUUCCUUUAAAUCUUCUAAUUUCCUCUGCUCUGAACUCCUUUAUACUUUGCUUAGACCAUAGUUCCGUUUCGGUAUACUCUGCCAAGUCCGAAAGUACGAAUAAACAAAAUAGUUGUAAGUUCUACCCUAAUUUAUUUUAAAGUUAAAGCUAAUUUAAAUUUAAAUUAAAAGACCCACAGGAGAAUACAAAAAUUAAAUAAGAUGAAACUUACAUACCAGAUGGGCAAAAAAAUAUAGAACCGUGGGCCCCUGAUUAUAAAUUAAGAGUUUUUUUUAUUUGAUUUUUUUUCGUUAUUUUUUUACAACAAAAAUAACCUUCCGAUAAGAAUCUUUCAACUAUCUUUUAUUUGCCUGUAAUAUCUAAAAUAUUCAAUAUUGGGUCCCGGAAUCUUUGAAACUGGUCUCAAAAGCGUUAUUUGGUAUGAAUGAACGCAUCGAACUUUUUUUUCCAAAAGCUGUGCAUUUCAUUAAUUAUCUAGGCAAUAUAUUGACUAAAACUAAGUAAAGGAUGAGGGUUAACAAAAAAAUUAAUUUAAGUUCGUUUCACCAAGUAACUUUUGAAUAAACCUCGAUGUUUAACCGAUUUGUCAAGAAUGUGACUGAGAUUACGAUGUCGCCAUCUUUCCAUAGAACAUGGAUUCACGAAAAAAUACCUGCGAGUCCGAACCAUUUAAAACAAUAAUUUGCAUACGUGACUUAUUUGACUUGAAUAUGAACAGACGUGUCGAACAAAUUAUAAAUAAACUUGACUUUAAUGUAUAUUUAACUAGAACAAAAUCCUUGCUUCCUAUCUUUUCUGCUUGCCUAAGAAAUUGGGCAAACCUCAGCAACUGAAAAUUUCAUUUUUCUUUUUGUGUUAUAAUAAUGUAAAUAAUAGAUUUAUAAAUGUAAUUACAUAUUGAAUAAGCAUAUCAUGUGAUCUACAAAGGUAGUGCCUCUAUUGUGAUCAAAACUAUCUCUCUAAAUAUUCCUAAUAUAUUUGUAAUUAAAGGGUUUCAUUAUUGUACAUUUGGGUAGAUUUGAAUUUUAUUGUAAAUACAUAUCUUGUCUUGGCUAUGUAAUAUUUUUUAUUUAUUCUGAACUUGAAACUUUUUAUAUUUUUUAUAAGUACCUAUUUAAUUAUCAAGAAAUGUAUUAGCGGUAUAGAAUUUGGUCCAGUACGUUUAAGAAUGCCAAACCACUUAAGAUAACAAAAUAUGAACAGAUCAGUAAGUAUUUUAUGUGUUGCAUUCCAGAAAUUU
Molecule: messenger RNA, 4597 nt
Organism: Cylas formicarius (sweet potato weevil)
Lineage: Eukaryota; Metazoa; Arthropoda; Insecta; Coleoptera; Brentidae
Gene: Elk
Product: potassium voltage-gated channel subfamily H member 8
Exons: 16
Coding region: 102-3230 (1042 amino acids)
Biological process (GO): potassium ion transmembrane transport; regulation of membrane potential
Cellular component (GO): membrane
Molecular function (GO): voltage-gated potassium channel activity
Source: RefSeq, a predicted model, not a curated record